AAAAUUCGAGUACAUGUCUGUUUACAUAUAUCAACUUCCGGUCUGUUGACUUCCUGAACACUAACAAAACACAUGGCGAGUGGACGGCCAGAAAGACAGGCCCCGCCUGAAAUUUUUUAUAAUGAAGAUGAAGCCAGAAAAUAUACGGCAAACACACGUAUGAUAGAAAUUCAGAGUCAGUUGUCAGAACGAGCUAUUGAGCUACUUGCAUUGCCAGAGGACACACCAUGCUUUAUUUUGGAUGUGGGAUGUGGAUCAGGCCUAAGUGGUGAAUGUUUGACAGAACAGGGACAUUAUUGGGUUGGAGUAGACAUCAGUUCUGCUAUGUUAGAUGUUGCUGUUGAAAGAGAGACAGAAGGAGACUUGGUACUUGGAGAUAUGGGUUAUGGAAUGCCAUUCAAGCCAGGAACGUUUGAUGGAGUUAUAAGUAUAUCAGCUUUGCAGUGGUUGUGUAAUGCAGAUAAAAAGUAUCAUCAUCCACCAAAAAGAUUACUCAAGUUUUUCUCCACACUCUAUGCUUGUAUGGCUCGUGGUUCUCGUGCAGUCUUCCAGUUAUACCCAGAAAGCAGUUCACAGUUAGAGUUGAUAACCCAGCAAGCCAUGAAGUCAGGAUUUACAGGAGGUCUAGUUGUUGAUUACCCAAAUAGUACAAAGGCAAAAAAAAUGUUUCUGUGUUUAUUUGCUGGUGGUCAGUCUCAGACGUUACCUAAAGGUCUUGGUACAGAGGACUCUCAAGCCACGAAAUCACACAUAGCAUUCUCAGAUAAAAGAGAUAGAAUGAAGAAUGCAAGAGGAAAGUCACUAAAGAAGAGUAGAGACUGGAUCUUGGAGAAGAAGGAAAGACGAAGAAGGCAGGGGAAGGAAGUUCGACCAGACACAAAAUAUACAGGAAGAAAAAGAAAAGCCUACUUCUGAUGAUUUGUAUAUUUUGUUGAAUAAAAUUUGUUUUUGUUUUAUACAA
Messenger RNA from Mercenaria mercenaria, 961 nucleotides. Its product is annotated as probable 18S rRNA (guanine-N(7))-methyltransferase. Gene Ontology annotation, biological process: rRNA (guanine-N7)-methylation. The record is from RefSeq and is a predicted model, not a curated record. The transcript has 11 exons. Gene Ontology annotation, cellular component: nucleolus. The coding region runs from base 73 to 915 and encodes 280 amino acids. Gene Ontology annotation, molecular function: rRNA (guanine) methyltransferase activity. Lineage: Eukaryota; Metazoa; Mollusca; Bivalvia; Venerida; Veneridae.